AAUGACUACAACAACAACGACAACACAAGCUUCUUCAUCGUCAACUCCAAUUAGCGAAAAAGAACAACAAAAAAUAAUUGAUGGUUAUCAAAAAUUGAGAGAUCAACAACAAAAUGUAAUGAAUGAAUUGGCAAAAUUGCGAGUUGAACAUCGGGAACACGCAACAGUUCUGAAGACUAUGCAAACAUUGGAACCGGAAAGGAAAUGUUUCCGGCAAGUUGGCGACACCUUAAUUGAAUUUAAAGCAUCUGAACUGGUCAUCAUUUUGGCCGAGACGAUGAAAAAGUUAGCUAGAUGUUUUCUGUAA
Molecule: messenger RNA, 307 nt
Organism: Meloidogyne enterolobii
Lineage: Eukaryota; Metazoa; Nematoda; Chromadorea; Rhabditida; Meloidogynidae
Source: the annotation of a GenBank genome assembly